Molecule: messenger RNA, 10612 nt
Organism: Coregonus sp. 'balchen'
Lineage: Eukaryota; Metazoa; Chordata; Actinopteri; Salmoniformes; Salmonidae
Source: the annotation of a GenBank genome assembly
UGAACAAGUGCACACUUUGGGAGAAAGGAGAUUAGAUUCGAGAGAUUAUUGGGACGCAACCCACAUGUCUUAGAGUCCUCCACAUCUCCUUCCAUGUCCAACCCCUUUAUAAUUUCGGGUUGCGUGUGGGUGUGAUAUCUGCCCCUCUUGCACUGCACCCAACCAUCCCUCCCUCUCCAUUGACUACUUUGAUUGCGUCCUUCCACUCCACCAGAGUUGCUUCUCUACUAAGUAAGACGGAACAUCUAAGGUAAGGAAACCUUAUUGGAACCCUAUUGGACUUUUUCCUAUUAUUCAGACAGUGCUAUUCGCUUUUACAGUGAAUUUUGAAAGCAGCAUCUUAUUGAUGUUGUUCCUAAAAGAAUUUGAAUGUUUUUUUUCUCUUCAAUUUGUGAUCUAUUAAUGAACAUGUGCAUGUGCCAUGAGGCAUAGUUUAUUACAGUUUCUUUGCAUUAUAACCCCCACAUUUGAAUUCCUUGUGAAAUUCUGGUUUAGGAUUUCCAAUGUUUUUAUAAGAAAUAAAGUUGAACCUUGUGACUAACCAAAUAGACUAAACCAUGUGUUGAACUAUAACCCAGUCUGUAGGCGUGGUCCGUCAAUCCCAACGCACCAUUUGGAAAGCAUUGUCCUUGGUUAGCACUUAGUGCUAAAAAUGCAUUUGUUAAAGAUUGAUACAUAAAAUAUCAUUGUUAUACCCUGAGCCAAAAUUCCCCUCAAUGUGAUUACAUUUGAAACAUUUUUCAAAUAUGAAAAUUAUUAUUUUAGUGUAAGGUUAAUAUGCUUUUCUCGUUUGUUGUGCAGGGAAAUACUAUAACACUUUACACUACAGUGCCCUUAUUACUGUGUACUCGUGUAAUUAGGUUAACAAGUACUGUAUUAUUUAUUAGGACACUGUACUUUAACAUUAGCCCUAACCCUUACCUGGAUUAACCUUAAGUACAGUUUUAGAAAAGUGUAAUAAUGAGUAAUUACAAUACUUGUUACACUGUAACAGGAAUAAUUACACCGUAAUAAGAGCACUAUAAUGUAAAGUAUAACCGGAAUUACUGCCCUCAAAUUAUAGAAAAAUACCUCUGCAUAUGUAUUAUUAUUAUUUCUACAAUAAUGAUCAGUUUGUAGUAAUUUUGUUGAAUUUGACCCAUAGUUUACAAUGUUGAAGUUCAAGUUUUGACUACACUCACAUUGAGGUCAAUAUAAACUGAAAUCCAUGAGCAUCUAAUCAUCAAAAAUAAAUACAAAUGUAAGGUCACCUUGGUCACUGAAAAUGAGUUGUCACCUCUUAUAAUUCUCAGGUUCAGAAGGUGACAACAUGAAAGCGUUGAUUGGAUCAGUCGUGUGUGCUGUGGCACUGCUAUCUGGGUUUUGCACUGCUGGUAAAUAUAAAUAAAUAUAUAUCUUAAGGUCUCCAAGGAAUGCUGCCACUGGUCCAGGUUCAAAUAUUUUUUAUAAUCCUCCUAAUGGUACGGUUAGGAUUUGGGGUUGGGUAAUCUGAUCGUAGAUCUGUGUUUGAGGACCAUUUCUACCUUUAUCUCCCAGGAUAACUUCCUCCCUGCUACUGUCUAGGGUACUCAUUAACCAUAACCUUUUAUUACAGUGACCCCUAGUGGUAUCAUGUAUAAGUGGUCAAGACACCUUUGAAGUAUUUUAGGUUAUCUAUAGGAAUUUUGGGAAUAAGUGUUGAAAAUUAAGUGAAUACAUUUAGAAAACAUACUGAGCCACCAAGCUGUGGCAGGCAAUGGCUCUCUAGCGCUGCCUUAAUAAAACCUUUGAAAGUCCUCCAGCAUCUCAGCAUGCCCUAGCCUGUGGGAGGGCGCCCCAAAAUGGUUCGUGUCUUGACAUUUGACUCUUCCCAUUGACUGAGGCUGGAUGGCUGGAGCCCUAUCAAAGCCCCGGGGCCUCAUCAGAUCUGAGGCCUGACCAUUUCUCACGAGCCGUCCGAGAGGAUGCCUGCCACUGCCAACAAAAGAGUGUGAUAAAUCAAUUGAACUUGCAGACAAUGGCUCGGGGCAGGCCCGUGAAAUGACAGGCAUCUCAGUGGGCUUGUAGGUCGAUGCCAAAGGUCUUUUACAAAUUACUGUUGAUGUGUGUCAGUAUGCCACUGACACUAUACCAUACCGAGGGAGCAACCCCGACUGGGCCCCCGGCACCUCCGCUUCCCCGCCUCCAACCCUGGCAGGGCUUGUUAGGUCUUGAGACGGACAUGCUGAAAUGGCAUUGGUCACAGUCAGUCGACGGCAAGGAAAACUAUUUUCAGUGUCAUGCAUAAGGGAGGGGGAUUGGAAGGGGGGACUGUUUGCCUCUUCUGCUGGCGGGGUUUGAAGGAGGGGUUGGUUCCAAAACAUGCCUUUAGGGAAGAGUGGGGUGGGUAGGAGCCCACUUUAGUCUCACCACAGGGGGUUCAAAACAGCCCUGUGGUACCCCAUUACUGGCCCCCUACAUUGCCCCCAAAAUGGACUCCUUGUCAUUGGAGAGAAAAGUGUCUCGUGAGAAAGCUGCUGUACAAUACAGCCAUUGUUCUCUAUCCUGGCUCUUGGGUCUUAACUCAUGAAGUUGGAAGAGAGGACAGAGCAGAAUAUGGUAUGACUAUACGCUUACAUUAGAAGCCCUCAAGAAGCAACUUCUACUAGUUUUCAACAACACAAAGCAAAUGAACCAACGCAAGGCCAGGAGAAGGGAUUAACGUUGAAUCGUAUUAAAUCACUCAUAUUAUAUUUCACUACACAGACAGACUAAAGAGCAGUGUGUAUACAUUGACAUGUUUGUUUUUUGUUGUUCCAGGGCCAGCAGCUUUAUCCAUCACCACUAUAUUGGUAAGGUAUUAUAUAUACAACAUACUAAUACGUAUCGCAAACGCAUGAAAAGGAGACUGGAGUGCCACUCUAAUGUAAUUCUAUGAUGGUAUGCAAGUUUUAACUUAUGAUCCACUUGUCGGAUUCUCUCCCACCAGCAAGAGCCAUACAUCAUGACCCAAGGGUCUGAGCUGGAGGGGUACUGCAUUGACCUGCUCGCGGAGAUCGCCAAGAAGUUGGGCUUCAAGUACAAUGUGCACCUGGUGAAGGACGGCAAAUACGGGCGACAGGACGAGAGUGGCAACUGGUUCGGGAUGAUCGGGGAGGUGGUCCGAGGGGUGAGUGGCCUGGACAGAAGGUAGCAGGUGGUGGUAUAGGGUACGCUGGGGGAUUGGUUAAGUCAUUCAGACUUGUGUUCAGUAAGCCGUUCAUGGCUAUACUCACUCACAUGUGUGUGUGGGUCCCUAUUCCUGUUUGUUUGUCCCUGUUCCUGUGCCUGUGUGUGUUCCUGCUCAUGUGUGUGUGUCAUUGUGUGGUGUAUGUGUGUGUUUGUGUGUAUCUACAGUACCAGUCAAAAGUUUGGACACACCUACUCAUUCAAGGGUUUUUCUUUCUUUUUACUAUUUUCUACAUUGUAGAAUAAUAGUGAAGACAUUAAAACUAUGAAAUAACACAUAUGGAAUCAUGUAGUAACCAAAAAAGUGUUAAACAAAUCAAAAUAUAUUUUAUAAUUGAGAUUCUUCAAAUAGCCACCCUUUGCCUUGAUGACAGCUUUGCACACUCUUGGCAUUCUCUCAAUCAGCUUCACCUGGAAUGCUUUUCCAACAGUUUUGAAGGAGUUCCCACAUAUGCUGAGCACUUGUUGGCUGCUUUUCAUUCACUCUGCCGUCCGACUCAUCCCAAAUCAUCUCAAUAGGGUUGAGGUCGGGUGAUUGUGGAGGUCAGGUCAUCUGAUGCAGCACUCCAUCACUCUCAUUCUUGGUAAAAUAGGCCUUACACAGCCUGGAGGUGUGUUGGGUCAUUGUCCUGUUGAAAAACAAAUGAUAGUCCCACUAAGCCCAAACCAGAUGGGAUGGUGUAUCGCUGCAGAAUGCUGUGGUAGCCAUGCUGGUUAAGUGUGCCUUGAAUUCUAAAUAAAUCACAGACAGUGUCACCAGCAAAGCACCCCCACACCAUAACACUUCCUCCUCCAUGCUUUACAGUGGGAACUACACAUGUGGAGAUCAUCCGUUCACCCACACCGUGUCUCACAAAGACACGGCGGUUGGAACCAAAAAUCUCCAAUUUGGACUCCAGACCAAAGGACAUAUUUCCACCGGUCUAAUGUCCAUUGCUCGUGUUUCUUGACCCAAGCAGGUCUCUUCUUCUUAUUGGUGUCCUUUAGUAGUGGUUUCUUUGCAGCAAUUCGACCAUGAAGGCCUGAUUCACACAGUCCCCUCUGAACAGUUGAUGUUGAGAUGUUUCUGUGACUUGAACUCUGUGAAGCAUUUAUUUGGGCUGCAAUUUUUGAGGCUGGUAACUCUAAUGAACUUAUCCUCUGCAGCAGAGGUAACUCUAGGUCUUCCAUUCCUGUGGCGGUCCUCAUGAGAGCCAGUUUCAUCAUAGCGCUUGAUGGUUUUUGUGACAGCACUUGAAGAAACUUUCAAAGUUCUUGAAAUGUUCCGUAUUGACUUACCUUCAUGUCUUAAAGUAAUGAUGGACUGUCGUUUCUCUUUGCUUAUUUGAGCUGUUCUUGCCAUAAUAUGGACUUGGUCUUUUACCAAAUAGGGUUAUCUUCCGUAUACCCCCGCUACCUUGUUACAACACAACUGAUUGGCUCAAAAGCAUUAAGAAGGAAAUAAAUUCCACAAAUGAACUUUUAAGAAGGCACACCUGUUAAUUGAAAUGCAUUCCAGGUGACUACCUCAUGAAGCUGGUUGAGAGAAUGCCAAGAGUGUGCAAAGCUGUCAUCAUUCCAUAUGUGUGCAAAGAUUCCAUAUGUGUUAUUUCAUAGUUUAUGUCUUCACUAUUAUUCUACAAUGUAAAAAAGAGUUAAAAAAUAGGUGUGUCCAAACUUUUGACUGGUAGUGUAUGUGUGUGUCUGCUCGUCUGCUCCUAUUUAUCAGGAGGCCGUCCUGGCGGUCGCCCCUCUGACCCUCACUGCAACCAGGGAGCAGUCGGUGGAGAUGAGCACUCCCUUCAUGCAGACGGGCAUCGGCUUCAUGCUGAGCAGGGACCUGGGCUCCGAGGAGAGCCACUCCCUCAGCUUCCUCUUCCCCUUCUCCACGGAGAUGUGGGUGGGUGUCCUCUUGGCCUUCCUGGUGACUGGCCUCUGCAUUUAUCUGGUGGCCAGGUGAGAUAUCAUCAUCAACUCGGCCCCAUUCCUAAUGUAGCCCUUAGCUAUGAAUGCUAGUUAGUUCGGGGUGAAUCCUAACUUCCACUUAAGUCGAAUUUCACUUAACUGUUAGUCAUCAAUUGAAGUCAAUGAGAAAUUAGGAUUGGCCCCUUCUUGCAUAAAAAGAUGUCAACAUACAAAUAAUGCGUAAUGCUAUGAAACAUAUAGGCUACAUACAGUACGUCCAGUAUACAAAUAUAACGUGGGAGAUGGGGGUGGUUGAAAAUAGAGUAUUUCAAUGGAAGUAGAAACUGCGCUGCUAAUUCAUCCUUCUAAGAAUCUGGUUUAGCCACUGUCCAGAGAAUGAAGUUCUGUAAAGAAAGACAGAUCUCAAUGCUCACUUUACCCCCUCAGGAUAAGCCCCUGUGAGUGGGCUGACCCCGAGACAGACGAACACAGCUUCACCCUCCUGCACAGCUUCUGGUACAUCACCGGAGCCCUGACCCUGCAAGGUAACGCAGCUAUGAGCCAAAUCGCCCUCUGACUCAAACUGCUGCUGCCAAGUCACAUGUUCAACAGAAUCAUGCUAUUUUGGCAAAGGGAGUCUAGACAGCGGUUUCUGUUCCUGCUGUUUAGACCAGGAGAGUCUAGAACACUAUAGAAAUAGAAUCUGCUUUACUGUGGGUACACUCAAUAUGGCCUCCACUCUACCCAUUAUAACUGCAAUGGAGAUUUUUGUUCUAGGCAUUCUAUUUCUAUGGUCUAGUCUAGAGUCUGGACAGGGAUUUCUGAUCCUGCUAUUAGACAGGAUUGUCUACACUGGGAUUUCCAUUCUUUUCCUUUUAGCUCUCCUAGCUGUGCCAUUAAGGAACUAGAGCAAGCACACUUGCUUUCACAAGGCAAUUCAGAGAAGCAGAUCGUAAUUUUGGUGCACAUAGAAUGGAGUCAUGAGUGCAUUCAGAUGCAUGGUCCUCUGCAAAUUUUCUUCACAAUACAAUGAACAUAGGCUCAUUCUGUUCAGGACAACCCAGGGUAAAACACCAUGUCAUCUUGUAACUGUACAUUUAACAUAGUGAUCAUAAACAUUGCCACUACCUUUUCAGAAUUCGGAGAAUAACAGCACUUAAACAGAUUAUUAGUAACUGGUUUAAACCGAUGGCACCACAAAUAAACAAUUAGAAAUGAACAAUUAAUGAAAUCUAUAGUAUGGAAAUGAUAACUUAGAGACUAAAAGGCGCUGCAUGGUAAAUCCGAUGUCUGCAUUGGCCGUGCAGCAUUUACAGUGAUAGGGCCUCUGCAGAAGUCAGGCCAUUCAUACUUCUUGCUCUUCGCGGAGCAUCGCAGAGCUGUUGUGAAGGAAGUUGUCAAGGAAGUGAGUUUGUGUUUAUACAGGACCUCCCGCCCCCACCUACCGUCAACCAAUCAUGUCAAUGCGGAGCUAUACGGAGCCCUCCACAUUGUUACAACAUUUGGGAGGCACACGGCGAUGCGGUACGAAGCUCAAUUUGGCCUCUGCAUGCCUCCGGAGGCCCCGCAAUUACGUCACACCCUCCAUAUGGAGCCUCCGACCACAUUUCCGGAUCAAGCAUAAAUUGGCUUUUAGAAACAAAAUGACUCUAUUUGAGAUUUAGAAAACUGACAUUAUAUUAUGAAGCAUUUAUAGGCCCUAACAGGAGAUAAAAUGUACAUGUUUUAAAUGGUCGGGUGUGGAUGGACACGUGUGUGUGUGUGUGUGUGUGUGUGUGUGUGUGUGUGUGUGUGUGUGUGUGUGCGCGCGCUGAUGGAUGCGUGUGUACGUGUGAAUGGGUGCAUGUAUGUGAGUGUAGAAGUGUGUGUGUGUGCAUGUGUGUGUCAUACACGCAAAGACGGUGAAAACGCAAGGUAGGGAUGCCAACAACAUGCAUAUGAGAUUUAACCAACAAAAAACAAGUAAAUAAAUGAAAACAAUAACAGAUAUAUGCCCAAGCCAACACCAAACGAGGGAUACCUUGCUUUAGCUUCUUUUUUUUUCUUUUUUUUUUUUUUCUUUUCUUUUUUAUUAUUAGCAUUAUUUUUGUAUGACUAUUAUUUCUUAGGGUCAACAGUUACUAGUACCAUAGUAUCAAUUAUAUUGUUUUAUGAAAUGCUGAUUGUUGGCCUAAUUAUUUAGGCAAAUUAUUUUAUUUUCAGGUUGGGGGGGGGGGGUUAAAUGUAUAUAUAUGUUGUUGUGAUUCUGUUGUGAUCUAAAACCAAUAUAUAAAAAGUAUUUUAAAAAUAAAUGUUGGCACAUGAGUUUUAUGAUAUGGAAAUGUGACUCAAGGGUGUUUGGCUUGCUUGUAUGACAUCAAAGCAGUAUUUAUUAUAAUCCUCAACAUCUCAUCUUUCAUAAUACAUAGAGUCCUCGUAAUUUACAGCAUUUCCGUCACUCAGACAACAAAAAAAUCGCAGAAGGGAUGGGGGCAACUGCUCAAGUUCAGAACGGCUGUCAGUCAAUACCCAUACAGCACUGUGAAGCGCAGAGCCUGAGCUCUGACGUCAUGUAUAGCAUGUUACUGUACAGCCACUGUGUUCUAAUUUAGGCAUUUAUCAGUGUCCAAAUCUGCCAUUUCCAACCCGUAUACCGGUACGAGUAUAAAGGGCUACACGCAUGAGCAAUCUAUAUACUCUGUUAUGUUCAAAACAUCUUCUACAUUGCUCGUCUUAAGAGAAAACUACACUCUAAAAAUAAAAGGUUCCUGGAGUAUCCUUUAGGGGUUCUUCAAAUUGAAACUGUGGGGGAACCCCUAUAAAUUCUUCAAAUAAUCCUCGAAGAACUUUGAGGAUCUUAGAAGAACCCUUGUUGAACCCCUACUUUUUAGAGUGCAGGACGGAUAAUAUGGGUGUUUGCACACUUUCUAUUGUAGUCCAGAAGAAGGUGAUGGAGUGACAGGAAAAAUAAGUUUGAGUUUCUAAAGUGAAAAGCGUUUUUCAGUCUCCCCAACAGAAGUUCCAUGUAUGUUUUUAAGUGAUCCGUCCCAUGUCUGUUUCAAUCAUAGAAUACAAUUUUACAUAAUAUAAUGGAUCUCUGGUUUGUGUUCUCAGGUGCUGGCCCACACCCUAAAGGCCUGUCUGGCCGCAUUAUCAGCGCUGUCUGGUGGGUGUUUGCGUUGGUGCUCCUGGCCUGCUACUUCAGCAACUUCAACACCAUGCUACGCUCGGACCCCAAACACGUCUCGGUGAUGAACUUCGAUGAGCUGGCCAGACAGGACGUCAUUGACUAUGGAACAGUGGAAGGCGGCUCCACGUUCAAUUUCUUCAAAGUACAUCUAGAACCGCUAAUGUCUCAACAACCGUGGCCUAAAAUCAUCUGACCGACUUUGCAUUUCUAAGAUUCCCUUUUCACUCCCAUUUCUAGAACUCCAACAACCCCACCUACCGACGCAUCUUCCAGCACAUGGAGAGGAAGAAGAGUUGUGUGGCUUCUGUGGAAGAGGGCAAUCGACGUGCCCAGGAAGGCAACUACGCCUUUAUUGGCGAGGCAGCGUCUCUGGACCUGGCUGUGGCUCGCCACUGCAACCUGAUCCGCAGUAGUGAAGUCAUUGCCAUGAGAGGGUACAGCAUUGCAGCACCCCUAGGUGAGCCCCUAGCAGCUGGGUCCACAGUACAGCCCAUAGAUGGACCUGAUAUAUGGAAAUCUGUGCUAUCAAUAGGGAACAUUGGGAACAUUGUUUGUGUUUUUAUGGGUGGUUUGCUGUGGUGAUGAAUAUCUGAAGUAUUUAAAGUUCAGUUCAUUACUUGAUAUGCACUCAAACACAUGCCCACUGACACCCUUCUCUCGCAAGACAAAAAAUAACUCCCCUUUCUCUCUUGCUGUCCGUCCAUCUCCCUCCACCUCCUUCCCCAUCUCCUUCCUCCUCCUUCCCUCUGUCUCCUCCCUCCUUCUCCUUCCCUCUCAUUCCCCGCCAGGCUUCCCUAUGAUGAAGAACAUAACGGUGGCCAUACUGCAGUUGAGUGAGUCUGGGGAGUUGGCGUACCUGCAUAGUAAGUGGUGGGCCAAUAGCUGUAUGCCAGAGGGGGGCCAAGCCCCACAGGCCCUCCAGGCCCACAUCCUGAGGGGUCUCUUCAUGCUGCUGGCCCUGGGGUGCGGUCUGGGCCUCCUCAUUGCCCUCCUGGAGCUUGCCUCCAAGGCCCACAACCAAGCCAAGGAUCAGAAGGUAAGGGAACAUGAGGAGCGGAUAGAGAAUGGACUUAAAAAUAGAUAUAUUCUGUUUAUUAGGAUUUUCAAAUCUACACAUGAAUAUUGAAAGUAAAAACUUCCUACAAUUCCCUCUACUACUCACACUUAUUCCUCCUCUCCUCUCCUUUCUUAUUUCUCCCUCUCCUCCUCCUCUCCUCUUCUCUCCUCACAGAAAUCCUGCUGCUCAGUGUUGUCGGCAGAGCUGAGUCAACGUUUCAGAUCGGGCGGGGCGAACGCAGGCACAGAGACGUCAGAGAAGAGCAAAGCGUGAAGGAUCUGUUUUACUGAUUGGCUCCGAACAGAACCAUAUAGUUUGAUACGCAUAUAAACCACGUGUGAGGGACCCCGGUCCUGUCCUUUGUAGCAGUAGUAUCUUCCGUAUCCUAGUAGUGUAUCACAGCAGUGUCUUCUGUUUCAUAGUGUACCACACAGCUACCGAGUUCCCCAUGUGCAUUUACAAUGGCUUGUUAGAAUAGAUUCCAAUUAGAGUAGAUUUUACUAUAUAUUCCACUCUGAAAAGGUAUUAUUAAGUCCACUAUAGAAAACAGCAACAAUAGCAUUUAAUGCACUCAGUGGACAUGGGCCUCCCACUGCAGAAAUAGACUACUAACAGUAAGAUUUUUAUAUAUAUUAAGUUGAUAGAGUUGAUACAGGCUUUGCAACUAUCCUCCAGAUAAAUGCUUUAAGCAACUGUAUUUACAUUUUUGUUGUUGUCGUUGUUGUUGAUAUGUACUGCCCAAAUAUCUCACAUGUGCUACUAAAUCUGGUGGCUUUUGAGUUGUUUCAUUAACCGUUCAAUAUGUUUUACUUUAACCUGUUUUUUAUACUCCACCAAAUUAAAUCCCUAGACAUCCCAAAUGUAUAGAUUUUUGUUAGUUUUGUUAGUUUCACACCUAAGCUCCCUCAAAAGUGUUUUGGAUGGAUGGAUAGAAAAAAAAAAAUGUUUGGGAUGGAUUUAUAAAAUGUGUGCUUUCCAGGAGUGGGGGCAAUGAACAGGCACUGUGGGGUAAAGGUACAGUAAUUGUAAUAACUGAUCAGUCUAUUCAUUUUUUCUUCUAUGAAUAUUGCUAUUUCAGUAGAGUUUUGUUGUAUUGUGGGGUCAAAUUAAAUCUACCAAAUUCCACGAGUGGGCUCAUUCUCCAUCCCCCUUGGUGCGUAGUCUCACGUAGCCAGAUGGAAGUAAGAUGGCGCUGCAGUGGAUACACUGUAAACCCAAAUGUGCCGUCAUUAGUCAAAACUUUUGAGGAAACCCGUUGCACUUAAUAUAUCUGAGUACAGUUACUUAAAGUAAUUUUGUAGUCAUUACUCAAACCG